AUGGCAACUUUAGAAGACUUGGAUGCACUGGAGAAUACCAAUCAAGCUACAAAUGAUGCUACUAUGAAAGACGCGCCUCCAGCUGAGGACGAUUUGGACGAUGAAAUCCUUAAAGCAUCGACUCAGGAAAUCAUCAAUCGUCGAAAGCUGCUGGAAAAUGAUAUCCGAGUGAUGCGAUCCGAGUUCCAAAGAUUGACACAUGAAAAGAAUGCCAUGACUGAUAAGAUCAAAGACAACCAGGAAAAAAUAGAAAACAACCGACAAUUGCCGUACUUGGUGGGUAAUAUCGUCGAACUAUUGGACAUGGAAGGCGAGGCCACUGAAGAGGGAGCCAACGUUGAUCUGGAUGCUGCUCGAGUGGGUAAAUCAGCCGUUGUUAAGACAUCAACUAGACAAACAGUAUUUUUACCAUUGAUCGGAUUAGUCGAUCCAGCGACGUUGAAACCGGGUGAUCUGAUUGGUGUUAACAAGGAUUCAUACUUAGUAUUAGACACGUUACCAGCUGAGUACGAUAGUCGAGUUAAAGCCAUGGAAGUCGAUGAAAAGCCUACUGAGACAUAUUCCGAUAUUGGAGGUUUGGAUAAACAGAUUGAAGAGUUGGAUGAGGCAGUUGUAUCGCCUAUGAAGCAGGCUGAUAAGUUUAAAGCGAUGGGUAUCAAAGCACCAAAGGGAGCUCUUAUGUAUGGACCUCCUGGUACUGGUAAAACGUUAUUAGCAAGAGCAUGUGCUGCACAAACCAAUGCCACAUUCCUCAAACUGGCAGCUCCUCAACUGGUGCAAAUGUUCAUUGGAGACGGAGCCAAGCUUGUCAGAGAUGCAUUUGCACUUGCCAAAGAAAAGGCACCGACCAUCAUUUUCAUCGACGAAUUGGAUGCCAUUGGAACCAAGAGAUUCGACUCGGACAAAUCUGGAGAUCGUGAAGUACAAAGAACCAUGUUGGAACUGCUUAACCAGCUCGACGGUUUCGGCAGUGACGACCGAGUCAAGGUGCUUGCUGCCACCAACCGAGUCGAUGUCCUUGACCCGGCUCUUCUUCGUAGUGGUCGUCUCGACAGGAAAAUCGAGUUCCCACUGCCCAAUGAAGAAUCUCGUGUUGGCAUUCUACAGAUCCACUCGCGUCAAAUGACAGUCGACGACUCGAUCAACUGGCAAGAACUGGCCCGUAGUACCGACGAGUUUAACGGAGCACAACUAAAAGCCGUGACCGUCGAGGCCGGUAUGACAGCCCUCCGAGCCGGCAAGUCCCGCAUCACCCACGAAGACUUCGUCGAGGCCAUCAGCGAGGUCCAGGCCCGCAAGUCUAAAUCGGUCUCCUUCUACGCUUAG
Molecule: messenger RNA, 1326 nt
Organism: Sugiyamaella lignohabitans
Lineage: Eukaryota; Fungi; Ascomycota; Dipodascomycetes; Dipodascales; Trichomonascaceae
Gene: RPT5
Product: proteasome regulatory particle base subunit RPT5
Exons: 1
Coding region: 1-1326 (441 amino acids)
Biological process (GO): proteasome-mediated ubiquitin-dependent protein catabolic process
Cellular component (GO): proteasome regulatory particle, base subcomplex
Molecular function (GO): ATP binding; proteasome-activating activity; ATP hydrolysis activity
Source: RefSeq, a predicted model, not a curated record